Oreochromis aureus is the source of this 5468-nucleotide messenger RNA. RefSeq names its product hook microtubule-tethering protein 3 (gene hook3). NCBI's taxonomy places the organism in Eukaryota, Metazoa, Chordata, Actinopteri, Cichliformes, Cichlidae. The record is from RefSeq and is a predicted model, not a curated record. The coding region runs from base 118 to 2286 and encodes 722 amino acids. Gene Ontology annotation, molecular function: dynein light intermediate chain binding; microtubule binding. The transcript has 24 exons. Gene Ontology annotation, cellular component: centrosome; cytoplasm. Gene Ontology annotation, biological process: cytoplasmic microtubule organization; cytoskeleton-dependent intracellular transport.
CCGACCAUUGGCCGACGGAUUGUGAGACACCCAGAGAGCCAGAGAUCUCGGGAGUGUAUGAAGCUGACUAUCAAGUUCAGGCUCUCUUCGCCACGUAAAGUCAGUCUACGUUAGAUCAUGAUGAGUACAUCAGAGUCUUUGGAUCGUAUGGAAGUGUGUGAAAGCCUCUUAACAUGGAUCCAGACAUUUGGAGUAGAGGCUCCAUGCAAGACUGUAGAAGACCUGACAAGUGGUGUUGUCAUGGCACAAGUUCUACAGAAAAUAGAUGUAGUGUAUUUUAGUGAUGCUUGGAUUAGUAGAAUCAAGCCAGACGUCGGAGACAACUGGAGGUUAAAGAUCAGCAAUCUAAAGAAAAUCUUAAAAGGCAUCCUAGACUAUAUCCAGGAGGUCUUAGGCCAGGAUAUUAAUGACUUCCCACUACCUGAUGUUAAUCUUAUUGGAGAACACUCUGAUGCAGCCGAGCUUGGAAGGAUGUUACAACUUAUAUUGGGCUGCGCUGUCACCUGUGAACAGAAACAAGAAUACAUCAAAACCAUAAUGGUGAUGGAAGAAUCGGUGCAGCAUGUUGUCAUGACUGCCAUCCAAGAGCUGAUGACUAAAGAGACUCCAGCUACGGGAGGAAAUGACUCAUAUGUGGAUCUGGACAGACAGCUGAAGAAGACAGUUGAGGAGCUGAAUGAUGCUUUGGCUACCAAGGAAGAGAUUGCCCAGAGGUGUCGCGAGCUUGACUUGCAGGUGGCAGCCCUGCAAGAGGAGAAGAGCAGUUUGCUAGCAGAAAACCAGGUCUUAAUGGAGAGACUUAACCAGUCUGACUCCAUAGAGGAUAUAAACAGCCCUGCUGGACGCAGACAUCUUCAGCUGCAGACGCAACUGGAGCAGCUACAGGAAGAAACCUUCAGGUUGGAGGCAGCAAAAGAUGAUUACCGGAUCCGUUGUGAGGAGCUGGAAAAAGAACUUUUGGAUGUGAAGUCCCAGAAUGAAGACCUUACAUCACUGGCUGAUGAGGCCCAGUCUCUAAAAGAUGAGAUCGAUGUCCUCAGGCACUCAUCUGACAAGGUGUCAAAACUGGAGGGCACUGUGGAACACUACAAGAAGAAACUGGAGGACAUGGGGCUGCUCAGAAGACAAAACAAGCUAAUGGAAGAGAAAAACACAGCUUUAAUGCAGACUAAUGUUGGCUUAGAGGAAGAGCUACGAAAGGCGAAUGCUGCCAAAGCCCAGUUGGAGACAUACAAGAGACAGGUGGUUGAACUUCAGAACAGACUGUCAGAGGAGUCUAAAAAGGCGGACAAGAUGGAGUUUGAGUAUAAACGCCUCAAAGAGAAAGUCGAUUCUUUACAAAAAGAAAAAGACCGUAUGCGAAGUGAGAGAGAUUCAUUGAAGGAAACUAUUGAGGAGCUACACUGUGUUCAAGCUCAAGAGGGACAGCUCACAUCAGGUUUAUUCCCACUGGGUAGCAACGAUGGUUCUGAUUCACUGGCAGCUGAGAUCACCACUCCAGAGAUGCGAGAACACGUGAUUCGUCUUCAGCAUGAAAACAAGAUGCUGAAACUGGCUCAGGAGGGAUCAGACAAUGAGAAGAUCGCACUGUUGCAGAGUCUACUCGAGGAUGCCAACAGGAGAAAAAAUGAACUGGAGACAGAGAACAGGUUGAUAAAUCAGCGCUUGAUGGAGGAACAGAGUCAGGUAGAGGAGCUACAGAAGAAUCUUCAAGAACAGGGUUCAAAAGCAGAUGAUUCUUCUAUUUUGAAGAAGAAAUAUGAGGAGCACAUGGAAAAAGUACAAGAGCUGAAUAAUGAGCUGCUGAAGAAAAAUGCCUUCAUUGAUGAAAUGGAGCCGAAAUACAACACCAGCAUCCAACGAGUGGAGGAGCUGGAGGAGGCCUUGAAGAAAAAGGAUGAAGACAUGAAACAGAUGGAGGAGCGAUACAAGAAAUACCUCGAAAAGGCCAAGAGUGUGAUCCGAACGCUGGACCCUAAACAGAACCAAGGUUCAGGUCCUGAAGUCCAAGCCCUGAAAAACCAGCUGCAGGAGAAGGAGAGGAUGUUGCAUUCACUGGAGAAAGAAAUGGACAAGACAAAGAGCCAAAGAGAUCACGAGGAGAAACUGAUUGUGUCAGCCUGGUACAAUAUGGGUAUGUCUCUGCAGAAGAAGGCUGCUGAAGAUCGACUUGCCAACACUGGCUCUGGUCAGUCUUUCCUGGCCCGGCAGAGACAAGCCACCAGCACACGGCGCCAGUAUCCCGGCCACGCCCAGUCAGCUACCGCCAGCAAUGUCCCUGCAUGACUGGCACACCAAUGACCUGCCCGAGCCUUGUGUAGCCUGGCCUGUCCUUUAUGUGGCCUACACUGACCCCGGCUGGGCUAGGCUGCGGCACGCGUGCAUGAACUACCUGCCUGUUUGCAUGACUUUGCAUUGACUCAAGUCUGCGAAUAACCAGCCCACUAGCAGCAGCGCGAGCACUAACAACCCUCUGCGGUGUCACGCAUUAUAACCUCCAGACAAGCCCGGGGAGGAACGGGAUUGGAAAAGAAAACCUUCGCUCUCCUUUCCCCUGUUAAUUUUUCCACCAUUCUGACUCCUUUCCUCACAUCCCGAUGUGCUUUGUUACAUUCCCUCCUCCUCCCCUCUUGUAGCCUUCAUAAACAUGCUGCUUAUUUGCUUUCACACUGCAUCAAGUCUGUUACACCUGUGUUACAAACACCCAGGAAAAAGGAGUGGAGUAACUCAGUUAUCUGUCAGUCAAGUUAUGGGUUUAAAUAGGCCUGUUCUCCAGUGUUUAUGUCUAACUUGAUGUUGUCUGGCUGCUUAGGGAUACCUCAAUGACAUAUUCCUGCAUAAUCUGUUUAUUUGUGUGGCUCAAGGAUUGGGGUAAUAUUUGAGAGGUAUAACCUGCAAAUCAGUCCGCAUAACAAAAAAGGACUCCAUUCUGUUUUUAACUUCUACAGUAAGUAUUUUUUAUGAAAGCCCUGAACAUGUUGCUAGAUUGCAUCUUAAAAGUGCUUUUACCUCAAGUAUUGAAUGCAACCAGUUUUGGACUAAAGGCAACGAUGCUGCCCAAAAAGUGUUUGCAGAGAUAUAAAUAUAAAGUGUUUAAAUGAAAGACAUUGUUACAGAUGUGUUUUGAAAAGCAGUAAAAGCCCCCAUUAAGCCUGCUUGCAGUUUUUUGUUAUGUUUUGUUUUGUAAAACGCACAUCUACACAGUGUUUCUGAUAUUAGCCAAAUUUCAGUUGAUUGCUAAUUGAUUAAUAAUUUUUCUUAGGAGCAAAUAACCUGUGCCCUACCUUACCUCGGUGUAUUUUACCUUGCAUUUGACCUGCCUUUGAAAACUACUGGUAAUAUGGACAUGAAAGCAUUAGCUCAUGCAGGCUAAUGUGCUGUCUAUUUACUUAAAGUAAAAUCGGUUCAUCGUACUAAAAGGAAAAUGGUCUCCAAUGGUCCUGCUGACCAUAGACUCCUUCAACACAUAUAUUUAUAUUUAUUUUUUUUAAAGCCCUUAACAUCAGACAGUUGAGAGGCGUCCUGCAUUUGGACACUUACUAUUUAAACAAGUUACAGUAUUAGUAAUGGGGAAACACUGAUGUUACUGUGAGUAAUAUUGUACAUUUUAUGUAGCUUCUUUAAAUAAAUGUCAUUUUUUCCCCCUAAAGAUUAUGAAACUAUUGAAAAGCGGGGACUCAAGGUUAUAUGUAUGUCAAAGGUAUGACUGCAUACAUUAAUUUAAAUAAGAGGGAUGGUUGCAUCAUCCAAUUUAGUGCCUUUUUUAAUUUGUUAUAUGAAAACAUUAAUUUGGUCCUUUCCUCUUGGUAACAAUAGAUCUUACGCACACAUUAAUUUUGUUAUUUGGGGAAAAAAUGUUAAAUAUGGAUUUUAACUUCAUAAAUGAUUAUGUUGGGCUUAAUGUGGGCUUUUCUUCUCUGUUUUUAAUCUAUUUUACUUCUAUUUGAUAUGUUACAUAAGCUUAAAUGGUUCAUGGUGUGCAUUUUUUUUUUUUUUUUUUUUUUUUUUUUAUCUUAACAGCUUAUUCUUUUGCUGCUUGUACAGCAGUGUUAAACUUUUAGUAGUAGUAUUAUAGCACCACUCAUAUUGUUACAGUGGAUGUAAUAUAUCCAUAGAGAUCAUUUAAAUACUUGUCUUAUGCAACAAAACAAAGAUAAGGUUUGUGAACAAGGGUGUUUAGAAAAGUGCAAAGUUAUAUGUACCUCCGGUUUCUUAAGUAGGAGAAUUACUUAGAAAUCAUUUUAUUUAAAAAGUUUUUUUUUCAUUUGCUUUAACCAACGAAUCACUCUUUAUUUUUAAUUCAAUAAUUUACUUCAGCCCUAAAAAUGGUCAUGUUUUUUAUUCACUGCAAAGACCGGUGGGUUUUUUUGGUUUUGUUUUUCUUUCUUUUUUGUGGGAAGAGAGGUUCAUUAGCUCUUGAGGAUGGAUGUUUAACUGCAUUAAAAUGUUAUCUCUGCAAGUCAUGUUUGUUUUCCAAAACUGAGUAGUGGAUGAAUAUUUUCAAGUAUGAAGUCAGUAGCAAAGUACAGCGGUGUCUUGUCCCAGAGUUUUUUCGAAACCAUUAGCCUGUGACCUCUGCAGUUUCAGCUGUAAAUGUUAUUCCGUAGAACUCUUAACCGUCCAUCCCCAUACGCUGGUAAGAAAUCUGUAUAUAAUGGAACACAUCCACAUUGUGGUUGACCUGUUGAGAUUUAUAUCAGGGAUUUGAGGAAACCUUUUUUUUUAUUUUUAAAUCUCCCUUAAGAAAAAGCACAAUGUCUUAACCCCUUUUAUCCCAGUGAAAUCAGCUCCUGUGUUUUGUUGCUCUUAUUUGCAUCUGUAUGUUCUUUAAUAAUACAUCAAAUCGGCUAGUUUGGACUACUUUCAGACCUCGUCAAUGCCACUUUAUCGUCAGUACAAACAUAAAGGUGGCAUUAUUACCUAAUGCUGGGGUUAUUACUCAUUGCUUUCUAAUUAACAGAACUCUAAUUGAGAAAGGCAGUGAUCCUACAAAACUCUGUCCUAAUGUGGUGCAUUUUUCUUUUAAAAUGUGCUUAAGCUGAAAUGACUACCCAGUAUUCUCCAUUGUUAGCUGGCUGCCCAUCUACAGUGGAGGCCAGUCAAACUGUAUUAGAAAGAAAAUAUGAACAGGGAGCUGUUAACAAGUCCGAAUCAUAACGUGCAGUGUUUGCUGUAGUGUUUUUUUUGUUUGUUUGUUUUUUAACUCGGUGAAAAAGAAAAAAAAUCAUAUUGAAGUAGCAAAUAACCUUCCAUUUGCCAAGUUUUAUAUAGCUUGUAUACAAACACACUGUACAUAAGUAUGUGACGGUGACUUGGGAAGCGUGUGGACAUUUUAAGAAUGAGGAAUAUAGAAAUUGUGUCUACUUCGAUGGAUUUCAUAUAGCACCUGUCCAAUGAGGGCUUACUGAUGAAAACGUGCUUCCUACACUGCUAAAAUGACAUUGUAAAUAAAGCUUGUAUAAAACUGG